This is a messenger RNA of Tupaia belangeri chinensis (Chinese tree shrew), 3444 nucleotides long. RefSeq names its product phosphatidylinositol-5-phosphate 4-kinase type 2 alpha (gene PIP4K2A). The record is from RefSeq and is a predicted model, not a curated record. The transcript is spliced from 10 exons. Lineage: Eukaryota; Metazoa; Chordata; Mammalia; Scandentia; Tupaiidae. Gene Ontology annotation, biological process: phosphatidylinositol phosphate biosynthetic process. Gene Ontology annotation, molecular function: 1-phosphatidylinositol-5-phosphate 4-kinase activity; 1-phosphatidylinositol-4-phosphate 5-kinase activity. Bases 22 to 1239 code for a protein of 405 amino acids. Gene Ontology annotation, cellular component: plasma membrane.
GAGGGGACCGAGGCGGCGGCCAUGGCGACCCCCGGCAACCUGGCGUCCGUCCUGGCGAGCAAGACCAAGACCAAGAAGAAGCACUUCGUAGCGCAGAAAGUGAAGCUGUUCCGGGCCAGCGACCCGCUGCUCAGCGUGCUGAUGUGGGGGGUGAACCACUCGAUCAAUGAACUGAGCCACGUCCAAAUUCCUGUUAUGUUGAUGCCAGACGACUUCAAAGCCUAUUCAAAGAUAAAGGUGGACAAUCACCUUUUCAACAAAGAAAACAUGCCGAGCCACUUCAAGUUCAAGGAGUACUGCCCGAUGGUUUUCCGAAAUCUGCGGGAGAGGUUUGGGAUCGACGACCAGGAUUUCCAGAAUUCCUUGACCAGAAGUGCACCUCUUCCCAACGACUCGCAGGCACGCAGUGGGGCUCGUUUCCACACCUCCUACGACAAGAGGUACGUCAUCAAGACCAUCACCAGCGAGGACGUGGCUGAGAUGCACAACAUCCUGAAGAAGUACCACCAGUAUAUAGUAGAAUGUCAUGGGGUCACCCUUCUUCCCCAGUUCUUGGGCAUGUACCGGCUUAAUGUUGAUGGAGUUGAAAUAUACGUGAUUGUGACAAGAAAUGUGUUCAGCCACCGUUUAUCUGUAUAUAGGAAAUACGACUUAAAGGGCUCUACAGUAGCCAGAGAAGCCAGUGACAAAGAGAAGGCCAAAGAACUGCCAACGUUGAAGGAUAAUGAUUUCAUUAAUGAGGGCCAAAAGAUCUAUAUUGAUGAUAACAACAAGAAAGUAUUCCUGGAAAAACUGAAAAAGGAUGUUGAGUUUCUUGCCCAGCUGAAGCUCAUGGACUACAGCCUCCUGGUGGGAAUCCACGAUGUGGAGAGAGCAGAGCAAGAGGAGGUGGAGUGUGAGGAGAACGACGGGGAGGAGGAGGGGGAGAGCGACGGCACCCACCCGGUGGGGACCCCUCCUGACAGUCCUGGAAACACGCUGAACAGCUCGCCACCCUUGGCUCCGGGGGAGUUCGAUCCCAGCAUCGAUGUAUACGGAAUCAAAUGCCAUGAAAACUCGCCCAGGAAGGAGGUGUACUUCAUGGCCAUCAUUGACAUUCUCACGCACUAUGAUGCAAAAAAGAAGGCCGCCCACGCUGCGAAGACAGUCAAGCAUGGCGCUGGAGCGGAGAUCUCAACCGUGAACCCAGAACAGUAUUCAAAGCGCUUUUUGGACUUUAUUGGCCACAUCUUGACGUAACCUCCCGCGAAGCCUCGGACAGACGUGAGCGUGGGAAGGACAGAGGUGGCUUCGGUAUAGGAAAAGUGAAAACCAAACUCAAUGAAGCACUCGUCUUGCAGGAAGCAAACCUCCUUGUUUACAUCUUCAGGCCAAGAUGACUGAUUUGGGGGCUUAUCGCUUUAACAGCUACUUGAUAUUUCCCACCAUCAUUUAGCUAUUUCUGACGCGCGUGUGUGUACUUCUGUGUGCGUGUGUGUGCGUGCGUCUGUGCGUGCCCGCAUUUUAAAAUAAUUAAUUAAUUAAAACGGAUCAGCUUCGGUCAGAAUGUGUUACAACAAAAACCCUCUGAUUCCAGCUGCGGCUGAAUGAGUGAACGAAUGAAUGAGCAUAUGUGGGGGGAGAGGAGGACGUGCAUGUCAGACCAACCACGUCGACACCACGCAAUAAACUGUGGAUCAGUUUAUUAUGUUUUUUUUUUUUAUUUUUAGUUGAAAGAUGACAAGACAGUAUUCAUAAUAAUAAUGAAGAUAAUAAUAAUGAUAAUAAUACUGAUGAUGAAGAAGAAGAGAGGAAAAUAAACUUAACUACAAAUGUCACACUUCUACCCCGCACGCAGACACUCCUUAAUCGUUGUAACCCAGGCCCCCAACGCUAGACAGAAGAAUGCUGACUUCUCCGCGUGCACCGGUUCUGGAUCCUGUCCCCACCAGCGUCAGGACCCCCAGUGUCCCGGAGCAACCACUCCUCCUCUGACAAGAAGCGGACGCCCCAGUGACUCUGUCUACAUCUUCACCACAGCCCAUGCGUGCAGGAAAACUGCUUGCCUCUCUUUCCUCGCCUGGAGUCUCUUCAUUGUUACACCCUUCUGUUGCAGUGUAGGAAUUAAUGCUCUAAAAAUACAAAUAAAGCUGACCUGAAAUGUGCAUAGUUUGGGGCAAUGGCAUCUCUCUCCCCUGUAGUGGGAAAAUAAGCAAAGCGUUAAAACUCUGAAUUCUCCUGUCAGUGAACGCAAAUCUGAAUUAUAAGAUGUUUCUGUUGGAUCCCUGCUUACUCAGCAAUAUUAUGUAAUGAAUUAGCCCUUACCUGAAACCUUCAGUUUUACUGUUUACAUUAUUAGGAAAACAGGGAAAUUUUUGAAUCUUCAAAAUUUAAUGUACAGCGUGUGAUUUCUGAAGUUUACAUGUAAAGUCAUUCACGGUGUAGGUGACGUGUGUUUGUCAUAGUUUGAGAUGUAUCCUGCAGGUAUGUGUUCAAGUGAAUGUUUUAUUCAAAGUCUUCUAGGCAGUCCUUUACAAUAAAAGGAAAAGGAGUGUUUGAUCCACCCCCCCCAAUACAUUUACCAACUUACUGAUGUUUUUAGGAGAUUUAACCUGAAUCUGGUUAUGUAAGUUCAUUGCCCUAAACUGUGCUGAUUGCAUUUAAUCAAGUUAUAAAUUUCCAACAUUGACCAUGUACCUACCUACCAGCUCUCCUGCAUUUUUGGAAAGGCGUCAAGCUAAAAUCUUAGGCUCACUUAGGUUAUCAACUUAUACGCUGUGCGCAAGCCGUGCCUUUGAAAUUGUGUUUAAAACAUGAGAUGGUUUCUGUAGGCAGUUCUAGAAAAGGGAAAGAAAAAGCUACUCUUCGGUAAUUACUUACAGCUCUGCAAAUCCGCCCGCCAUCCUGCCUUUCUCAGUAACUUUACUUCAGGGCUGGCCGGAUGGUCGCCACGCUCAGCGGGUGUGGGCAUGCCCUAUGGUGUCGGGAGGCCUCAGCAACGCCAACCCUAGGACGUCUGAUGACUUUACAGAUUUGGUUAUCAACAGCGGAUGAUAACACCACUGUAACAUAGUUGUACAAAUCUGUAUUUUCUGUAUUUAAAAUAAUCAAUACUGUGAUUUGGAUCCUCCCAUCCACUUCCAUUCAUUCUGGCAUUGGAUCAGUUUCAGGUUCUGAAGUUCUCUUGUGUCUUCGUCCUCAGACUGCAAGAGUGAGACCCUGAAGUAAGGAGAAGGAACGUGUGCAUUAUUCCAGUCAUUCCUUCUUUCCUCUGUGGCCAAUCUGUGUAUGCUUUUAGAAGUUUACAAAAUGCUUUAUUUUUGUCACGAGCUGUUUCUGUCUUUGUUUCUGUUGAGAAGCUCUGGACAGAGUGAAAACGUUUGCCUUGUAUCUCCUCGUGCUAACCGUACACUCCAGUCAUGAGCCGGGCUUUACGAAAUAAAGCACUUUGACUCACAAAGUGAA